Molecule: messenger RNA, 6865 nt
Organism: Hippoglossus stenolepis (Pacific halibut)
Lineage: Eukaryota; Metazoa; Chordata; Actinopteri; Pleuronectiformes; Pleuronectidae
Gene: unc5ca
Product: unc-5 netrin receptor Ca
Exons: 18
Coding region: 368-3238 (956 amino acids)
Biological process (GO): netrin-activated signaling pathway
Cellular component (GO): membrane
Molecular function (GO): protein binding; netrin receptor activity
Source: RefSeq, a predicted model, not a curated record
GGAGUCCGGAGGAGAGAGGGAGCGCGCACUCACACACAGCGAGAGAGAGACGAGCAGAGGAGGCAGUGCCACUGACACGAGUGGAGGGACCCGUGGUUAGUUUCCACCACCUCUCACUUCUCGCAGCUCAACCUGCGGCCGUGUUCUAUCUGGAGACCGGGACUCAGACACCGGGACUAUACCCGCCUAUACCCGCACCUUUCCUGGGGAUUUUUUUUUUUUGGGACUCCUUUGACUGAUCCGCGGAUCCAGUGGUGGAGGAGAUUUGUGGUGGCGGGGGGAAGAGAGGAGUUUUCACCGUUCCCCACCGUGCGGAGCGAGGGAGUUUUUCGUGCGUGUUUAUGUGUUUUACGCGCCGCUUGCACUAAUGGGGAAAAGUGGACAGAGAAGUGGAAUAGGACGCGAGCGCUGCGGCUCGGCGAGGAUGUGCGCCGCCGCGCCGGGGAUCCUGCUCCUCCUGGUGCUCGCACGGCCAGGAGUCGGACAAGUGAGAGACGAGGACGACUUCUUGAGUCUGAGCGAGCUCCCGGAGACCUUCCCCUCCGACCCGCCGGAGCCCUUACCUCACUUCCUGUUUGAGCCCGAGGAAGGCUACAUUGUCAAGAACAAGCCCGUCAAUCUUUACUGCAAAGCAACACCCGCCACACAGAUUUACUUCAAGUGCAACAGUGAGUGGGUCCAUCAGAAGGACCACACUGUGGAGGAGAGGGUGGACGAGAACUCAGGUCUGGUGGUGAGAGAAGCCAGUAUAGAAAUAACGCGGCAGCAGGUGGAAGAGCUGUUCGGUCCUGAAGAUUACUGGUGUCAGUGUGUGGCCUGGAGCUCUGCUGGAACCACCAAGAGUCGCAAGGCGCAUGUCCGCAUCGCAUACUUGAAGAAGUCGUUUGAACAGGAACCCCUGGGUAAGGAAGUAUCUCUGGAGCAGGAGGUGCUGUUGCAGUGUCGUCCUCCGGGGGGCAUACCAGCUGCUGAGGUGGAGUGGUUGAAGAAUGAGGAGAUCAUUGACCCUGCGGAGGACAGAAACUUCUACAUCACCAUCGACCACAACCUGAUCAUCAAACAGGCGCGGCUCUCCGACACCGCCAACUACACGUGCGUGGCUAAGAACAUAGUGGCGAAGAGAAGAAGCACGACGGCGACUGUAAUCGUUUACGUGAGCGGUGGUUGGUCAACGUGGACGGAGUGGUCGGUGUGUAACAGCCGUUGCGGUCGAGGCUUCCAGAAACGAACCCGGAGCUGCACCAAUCCCGCCCCUCUCAACGGCGGACUGCCCUGUGACGGACAGGCCAUCCAGAAACUGUCCUGCACCACACUGUGCACCGUGGACGGUGUGUGGACCGAAUGGAGUAAGUGGUCACCCUGUGGGACAGAGUGCACCCAGUGGAGGAGGAGGGAGUGCAACAACCCAGCCCCUAAGAACGGAGGGAAGGACUGCGACGGGCUCGUGCUCCUGUCCCAGAACUGCACCGACGGACUCUGUAUGCAAAGUUCAUUGUUUCAGAAGUCCACUGAGUCCAAAGAAAAGAGUGAUUUGGGAAUCCCAUCGGCUCCGAGCACGGAUGACGUGGCCCUGUACGUGGGCAUCGUCAUCGCGGUGAUCAUGUGCCUGGUCAUCUCUGUCAUCGUGGCGCUCUUUGUCUACCGCAAGACCCACCGUGACUUCGACUCGGUCAUCAUCGACACCUCGGCUCUCAACGGAGGCUUCCAGUCCGUCAACAUCAAAACAGCCAGAUCAGCUGAUCUCCUGACAGUUCCUCCCGACUUGACAAAUGCGGCCGCCAUGUAUCGUGGUCCCGUCUACGCCCUCCACGAUGUUUCAGAUAAAAUCCCGAUGACCAACUCCCCGCUCUUGGACCCGCUUCCCAACUUGAAAAUCAAAGUCUACAACUCGUCUGGCCUGGUCACACCGCAGGACGACCUCGGAGGAGACUUCACGUCCAAACUGUCUCCCAAGGUCACUCAGUCUCUGUUGGACCACAGUGACACCAUGAACCUCCGCAACCAGACCUUAGCCCGAACACGAGACCCCUCCUGCACGGCUCACGGGUCCUUCAACAACCAGGGGGGACACCUCAUCGUGCCCAACUCUGGUGUGAGUUUGUUGGUUCCAGCGGGGGCCGUUCCUCAUGGUCGGGUGUACGAGAUGUAUGUGACUGUGCACAGGAAGGACAGCUUGAGACCUCCGGUAGAAGACAUCCAGACGGUGCUGAGCCCAGUGGUGAGUUGUGGGCCACCAGGGGCCCUGCUGACCAGACCGGUGAUCCUCACCAUACACCACUGUGCCGACGAUGUCCAUGAAGACUGGCUCAUACAGCUAAAGAACCAACUGGCCAUGGGAGAAUGGGAGGACGUGGUCGUGGUGGGAGAGGAAAACUUCACCACCCCCUGCUACGUGCAGAUGGACUUGGAGGCAUGUCACAUCUUAACAGAGACACUGGGGACGUACUGCCUUGUGGGCCAGUCAAUCGGCAAGGCGGCCGCCAAGAGGCUCAAACUGGCUCUUUUUGGACCCGUCUCGUGCACAACGAUGGACUAUCACAUCCGGGUGUACUGUCUGGACGACACACAGGAUGCACUCAAGGAGGUUCUUCAGAUGGAGACCCAGAUGGGAGGGAAGCUCCUGGACGAGCCAAAGACUCUGAACUUUAAAGACAGCACACACAACCUGAGACUGUCCAUCCACGACGUGCCACACACACACUGGAAGAGCAAGCUCCUCGCAAAGUAUCAGGAGAUCCCGUUCUACCAGGUGUGGAGCAGCAGUCAGAGAACUCUUCACUGCACCUUCACCCUGGAGCGACUGAGCUCAGCCACCACGGAGAUGAGCUGCAAACUGUGUGUACGGCAGGUGGAGGGAGAAGGGCAGAUCUUUCAGCUCAGCAACACUUUGGAGGAGGACCUCCAGUGCAUAGACACGUCCCUGAUGGACCCUGCCAGUAAUAUCACAACCUUAGUGGGGCCUAAUGCCUUCCGCAUCCCUUUAUCCAUCAGACAGAAGCUGUGCGGCAGUCUGGACGCACCGCAGACCAGAGGCAACGACUGGAGGAUGCUGGCCCACAAACUUAGACUUGACAGGUACCUGAACUACUUUGCCACCAAGUCCAGCCCGACAGGUGUGAUCCUGGAUCUGUGGGAGGCCCAGCACUUCCCCGACGGAGACCUAAACGAACUGGCCGCGGUGCUGGAGGAGAUGGGUCGCCAUGACAGCAGCCUUGCCUCCAUGACAAUGGACCAUUGACAGAGCAAAGAGGUUUCCAAGACAGUGACAGAACGCUGAAGACGAUUUACUUGUGGAUUCUCUACGGUUGAUGCUGCAGCAAAGGCAAUGAACGACUUUGACGUGAGCAAAAAGAAAAAAGUUGUUGCCACGGUGACUGAGCACCAGUUAAAUACGACGGUAAUCAUGCCGACAUGGUAACAGACAGGAUGAAAGUGGGGCUGGAACUAUGUGCAAAUCUUUACAUGUGUGUUUACAUGUGUGACUUAAGGAGAGAGAACCCGACCUACCACACACACACACACACACACACACAGUCUAUCAGGAACAAACAAUACACACACGCCUGAAAAAAAGACCUUGUCUUGUGUAACACCAGUUGUUCUCUUGCUGUUAUUUUAUACUGAACAAAGACGAGCAGAGAAAAGAAAAAAAAAUCAACUGAGGCACUGACCUUGAAAAAAAAGCCCUCUAUAGGAAAGGAACAGAAUCAUGAAGCGAGAGAAGAGAACUGAUUACAGAAGAUUGGGGGGAAAGGUAGAUUGAGGUAAGAGAGAAAGUGAGUUAGAGACUCUUCAUUAGGACGAGGGAAGCUAAACUGAUUACAAAAGGACAGGAAGACGUAAACAGAGAAUGAUGGGAGGGAGGGUCAGGUGAUCAUGGGAGAGAACGGGAUGGAGAAGAGAUAACGAGAGAGGAGAUGAAGAAGCGAUCCCACUCCUCUCCUGUUGAGCCUUGGCUGUACGUGUUCGCCAGUACAGUUUGUCGUCUUUAUAUCGUUUCCUAGGGAACGCUCAAUGUAUUCUGCUGUCCAUAUGUGUGGAUCAUUACCUGCAAACAGAAUUCUCUACACGGUGACGUGAUUUGUCAAUCAAGGGGUCCUGACCAGAAACAAGCCGGAGACGACAGGUCGCUCAGUUUAGGGGACACGGCAUCAUGAGUGAUGUUUCAAUUAUUUGUGGCGUUUUCCCAAAAAAUAAAAAUGUUAGCGUUCAGGUUAGUGACAGGCAGCCCAGCUUGUUGCCCUCUUGCCUUUUCACUUGUACAUCUAACUUUCCUAAAAAAGGAAGCCAGUCCAAAGAUGAUUAUUCUCCUGAUGGAUGCCAGUUUGCCAUUUUAUAUGUGUAGCUUUGUCACACAGUCAUAAAUUUGUCUGUUUUGAGGUAUAUUUAAGAUCACACUUAUAAAUGCAGCUAUUUAUUAUAUUUAUGAACAUUAUACUGCAGCACAGUAUACAGUCCACAAAUAAUUUUAGUAUUUUAUUUUUAUAUUACAUGUUUGUUUAAAGGAGUCAACAUUGACAACAUUUUAGGAGUAUAUAUUUCAUUUUAUUUUUUUGUUCAAGAAAACUAGUUUUCCUGAGCCAAAAUAAAUAAAUCUCUGCACUUCUUCUACUUCACCACAAGAAGUUUUUUCAUAAACUGAAGCAAGGAUCUUCAUGCUGCAUCUCAAACUGAAAUAGUGUUAACAUGCAGUCUGCAGCGACACUGCUGAUGUGGACGAGUUGUUUGCUAAUGCAGGUCGGGGGAUUCCUGCCAUCGAUACCACAUUUGCUUAUCUUUUACUCCCGGAUUCUUUCUGAGGAGCUGCUGGGGCUUGUUUCUGGUCGGGAUCCAACUCAGAGGGAAAAGGGAGAAGGAGCAAAAAGGGACGAACCAGACGUGUGUUUCUAAAUACAGUAAUAUACCAUAGUAUUGAGUGAUAGGGAUUUAAAUCAUUCAUUACCGCUUAAUGUACCCAAUUAUACUGAUUUUAUCAUAAUUUCAUUUACUAAAUAUAUAUAUAUAUAUAGUCUACGUAUAUAUAUAUAUAUAUUUCCAGUGUCCUAUCAUCACAGUCUGCCAUCAGGCCACAUGUGAGCAACACCAUGACUUUGCUGGUCACUAGCACCACCCAGUGGCCUUUGAGGAAAAACAAGCAUUUACUUUUUUGUUUGACCGUCUGAAACGUGUAAAUACAUGAUUAUCAUGUUCAUCCUAACGACCUUGUAUUACCAUAGUAUGUUUUUGUUUUUCUGUGAUCAUUAUUAUGUUAUUAACAUUAAUUAUCCUUUUAGUCUUUUGAAUGUGUUUUUUUUUAUAGAUGUGAACUGUGUGAGGGAAGAGAUCUGUAUCAUAUCAGUUAGUUCUGUCUCAAAUGUUCUGUCAGCAACUAACAUUCCAGGUCAUUGUGUAUUUGUUUCAAAUCAGAACUUUAAAAAAUCAAAUAACAACAAAGGGGGUGGGGGGGGGUCUAUGUACAAUGGAGUGUAAUAUAUUUGUACUUUGCAGAACAACGUUGUGAACCAAGGCUGCCACUGACCCCGGACAAUAACGCCUGAUGAAAAGGUGUCACUCCACUAAAAAUGAAAAACAGCCUUAUCUCAGUGGCUUUCGAUUCAUUGUGUGAUGCCCCUGGGGACACGAACUCUAUUCACCGCGUUAAGGACGACGAGAACGAUCGGUUCAAAGGAAAUACGUGUAAAAUGUUUUUGGGGAAAAAAAGGGAGUUUAGAUAUUCUACGGAGAGACGCCAUAUGAAACUGAACAUCAGGUAUGUAGAGGAGAUACUGAGGAGGAUCUUGUGGAGAAAUCCAAGUAGGCAGAGGCUCCAUUAACACUGGUGCAAAAGGUCAGAUCUUUACCUGGUUCUGACACAUUUCAUCCAUCCAACGCCGGAGGAGGAAACCCUGAGACAUUGAUUUUCUUUUUUUUUUAUUCACAUAGAUUUUUCUUCCUUUGUUUAGUUGCUUAGAAAUGUGCGUCGAGGUAAGAAUCAGACUACUUGUACCAGGUCGAGUGUUUGGAUUGCGGACAGCCUCAUGAACCAAAUCUGAAAACGGAGUGCAGUUAAAUGAUGGAGUGGAUGUUUUGUGUGUUUUUUCAAAUGUAACUGCUGAUGUCAGAUGUUGAGGAGAUCAAAGGGAAGAGUUGUGUGAGUUUUAUGAGGAUAAAAAGCCUAAAAAACAUCAACCCAUCAAUUCAAGUUUGUUUUCGCAGUGAAAAAAAAAAACUAAAACAUGAACCCAAAGGUAAUCGCAGUGUCGCUUUCAUCAUCAACAUCCCUGAUUAACUCGAAAGGCAGAAGUCACAGUCAUGAGAUGGAGUUUUUCACUGAGGAAACGUGUUCAAGGAAACGACCGAUGAAGGGAAGUUUGAUCUUUGCCGCGUCGAAGGGGUUUUCCCGUGAGAAGAGAACGUGUGAUCCACCAUGAUGUGAAGAAAGUAGUGUUAAGAUAUCAAACUAUGUACAAAUCUUUUCUAUCCACAGUAUGUACAGUUGUGUACUGUCCGCUAUAUUUGGCAAAACUUCAGAAUAUAAAAAAGAGCAGUACAGUUAGAUACUAGUUUGUAUGUUUUUAUUUAAGUUUCUUUCCUUUUUUGUAAAAGCGGUGUCUACUAUGCAAACUUGGCAUUGGUUAUCAUGAUAGAAGUCUAUAACUAGAGCUGUUCUUGUAAGUGCAUCUUUAUUUUACUAUCAGGAGUGACUUUGAUUUGAUUAGUGCGGGGUAGUGUUGGUGCAUUUUAUGUAAUUCUGGCACGCUUUCAUGAAUCUUGCUAAAUUUUGCUGAAUGCUUGCCUCUCUAUCUCCUCUAAUUGUUUUCUGUACAAAGUGUAAGAAAGAAUUUUUAAAACAAUUAAUAAAUUAUAUUUAUAAGCAAUGCUGAAA